Molecule: messenger RNA, 1599 nt
Organism: Cuscuta europaea
Lineage: Eukaryota; Viridiplantae; Streptophyta; Magnoliopsida; Solanales; Convolvulaceae
Source: the annotation of a GenBank genome assembly
AAACCUAGAGAGAGAGAAUAGAACGCUAGCACGUUCCCGACUAGCGAUCCAGUAACGUGCGCGUGGAUAUCAAUAGAGCUCGGGAUCAUCUCUCGGAGUGUCUGACAUCCUUGCUUUGAGUUUGCAAUGUACUGCUUAGGAUAAACUUCUUGGCAGUGGCCUGGCCUCGAGAAGAAGAAGAUGAGAGGAGUAGCUUUCUUCGUAAUCUCCAUUUGCGGUAGCUUAAUCUCGGUGUCUUGUGCCACCGCCCGGUUAUCAUCAAAUAAGCAACGUUAUGAGGUUGAGCAGCACUUGAAAAAGCUAAACAAACCUGCCGUUAAAACAAUUCUGAGUCCAGAUGGCGAUAUCAUCGAUUGUGUGCACAUAUCAAAACAACCUGCUUUUGAUCACCCACUACUCAAAGACCAUAAAAUAAAGAUGAGACCAAGCUACCAUCCGGCUGAAGGGCAAUUCGAUGCAAACAAAGAGUCAACAAGAGUCAACGCUAAUAAAGAAGCGACAAAUGAUACAAAAACAAUAGUGAGUCAGUUGUGGCAUAAUAAUGGGAAGUGUCCUUUGGGCACUAUUCCUAUAAGGAGAACAAAAGAAGAGGAUGUUUUAAGGGCUGGAAGUAUGGUGAAUAUGUAUGGUAUGAAGAAGCCCGGUAGCUUUCCGAUCAAGCCCGAGGAUGACUCCAACGAUGGGUCUAAAGGUGCACGUUAUGAGCAUGCAAUAGCAUAUGUUGGGGACGCGAAGAGCGACAAGUAUCAUGGAUCAAAAGUAACUAUUAAUGUUUGGGAACCAUAUGUUGAGCCUAACGAGUUUAGCUCGUCGCAGAUGUGGAUAUUGGGUGGUUCGUUAGAAGGACGCCUUGAAAGCAUUGAAGCUGGUUGGCAUGUUCACCCAGAGCUCUACGGUGAUAACAACCCAAGACUCUUCACUUAUUGGACUAUGGAUACAUACAAAACCACAGGUUGCUAUAACCUUCUCUGUUCUGGGUUCAUUCAGAUAAACAAUGAGAUAGUAGUGGGUGCUAUCAUUUCCCCAUUUUCAACUUAUGAUUACAAACCGCAGUACGAUAUCUCUGUGUUAAUAUGGAAGGAUCCAAAGCAAGGAGAUUGGUGGCUACAAUAUGGGAAUGAGUAUAUUAUUGGAUAUUGGCCAUCGUCCUUGUUCUCGUUCUUGGACAAGGAUGCAUCAAUGAUUCAAUGGGGCGGUGAGGUAAUGAACUCACAGAGUGGUGGUAGGCAUACCCCAACCCAAAUGGGGAGUGGUCAUUUCCCUGAAGAAGGGUUUGGAAAAACAAGCUAUUUUAAAAACAUCCAAGUUGUUAGUGGCUCCAAUAUUCUUGAUGCUCCUAAAGAUUUAAGUACCUUCACUGAAAAUUCCUCUUGCUAUGAUGUGCGGGCAUACACCAACAAAGGUUGGGGCUAUCAUUUGUACUAUGGUGGUCUCGGUAAAAGCGAUAUUUGUCCAUGAAGAAAGUUAAAACUUAAAAGUAAAUAGAAAAAGUGACCUCUCAUAGAUAUCUUUUAGUUUUGUAAAUGACAUUCAUAGUUGUGAAAUAAAUUGUAAUGUUUUGAUUUUGAGUUCUCUUGACAGUGCAUUAGCAAAUAUGGC